AUGGCAGCCGCCAGUGGAGAUUUCGCCGAUGCGGAUGACCCGAACAAACCAAGUAAUGAAGAAAACAUUGUUGGCGCUGGAUACGAAUACCUGGACCACACUGCAGAUGUCCAACUUCAUUCAUGGGGUAGCACACUUGAAGAAUCCCUUGAGAUGGUUGUACAGUCAAUGUUUGGCUACAUGACAGAUAUUAACACAGUAGAAAUGACAGAUACGCAAAGAAUAGAAGCAGAAGGUCAUGAUAUGAUAUCGCUGUUAUAUCAACUCCUCGAUGAAUUCCUUUUUGUCUUCUCAGCAGAACCUUUUUUUAUUGCAAAAGAAGUAAAAAUUAUUGAAUUUGAUAGAGAAAAUUUCAAGAUUGUGGCAGAAGGAUAUGGGGAGACUUUUGACCUAGAUAAACAUCCACAGGGCACUGAAGUAAAGGCAAUCACUUACUCCAACAUGCAGGUACAUGAAGAGGUGCCGACCAAUGACUGUUAUGUAAUAAUUGAUAUCUAGCUAAAUUAUAUCAUACAAGAAAUGGACCUCACAUUUCUAAUGACUUUUCUCGAACCGGUCACACUGCCCUCAUGUGACCAAAGACAGUUUAUAUUUGUUUUUUAUUCAAGAUGUUUUUCAACCACUGCAUGCAUCCAUUCUAAAGAACUCUUCUGGUUUUCGCUGAAAUAUUUGUAAAAAUAAAAGAAAAAACACCUGCAACAUCUCAGGACUAGCCUAUGAAAUAAAUUCAGCCACAUAAUCACCAUUUUUACCAGAUAGUCAUACAAGAAAUCCUAGCAACAGUGAACUAUUGCUUGAUUUGCAACACCACAUUAUAAUUAGCUCCACUGUUAUCUUAUGGCAUUCAUUUAUAAACAAAUUCUUCUUGAAAAUUACUGAAUUGUAUAUUUGAUGUAUAUCCACUUUGUGAGUUUUAUAUAAUUUAUUGAUGAUCAUAAUUGAACCAAUUAAAACUGAUAAACCUUUUUCUUUAAAUAUCUUCUCUGAAAAUGUUGAAUAUACAAUACAGAUUUAGGUUGAUGUUACCA
Saccoglossus kowalevskii is the source of this 1028-nucleotide messenger RNA. RefSeq names its product tRNA-splicing ligase-activating factor archease-like. The record is from RefSeq and is a predicted model, not a curated record. Gene Ontology annotation, cellular component: tRNA-splicing ligase complex. Lineage: Eukaryota; Metazoa; Hemichordata; Enteropneusta; Harrimaniidae. Gene Ontology annotation, biological process: tRNA splicing, via endonucleolytic cleavage and ligation.